UCACACAACGCAUGCUCAAAAGUAAGUUACUAAUUGCGGAGCGGGCAGUAAGCAGUAGGUGAAGAAAGUCAAACGACGAUGGAGGGUGUUCAAGGGCAGCAACAGUACGGUGUUGGAGGGGAUCAAGUUGUCAUACAACAGCCAGGGCAGCAACAACCUGGCCAAGUAUGGAUGGCAGCUCCUCCCCCACCGCCUGGCUGUCCACCUGGUCUGGAAUAUUUAACUCAGAUUGAUCAGAUUCUAGUACAACAACAAGUAGAGUUGGUAGAAUUGUUUACUGGCUGUGAAAUGAGAAAUAAGUAUAGAGUUUGCAACUCAUUGAAUCAGCAAGUGUAYUUUGCCACAGAAGAAACUGAUUGCUGCACAAGAUGGUGUUGUGGUCCUCUUCGGCCCUUUGAGAUGUCUAUUACAGACAAUUUCCAGAGAGAAGUUAUUCACCUUUCACGGCCAUAUCGUUGUCAAUGCUGCUGUUGUCCUUGCUGCUUGCAAAYAAUUGAGGUUCAGGCACCUUUGGGCACAGUUAUUGGGACUGUGGAACAAGAGUGGACUUUUUGGAAACCUAAAUUUUCAGUCAAAGAUGCCAAUGGUGAAGUAGUUCUGACUAUUGAUGGACCUUGCUGCCCRUGCAGUUGUGGCAGUGAUGUUAAUUUUGAGGUAAAGUCUCGUGACAGAUCCGUGACAGUAGGAAAAGUCACRAAGCAGUGGACUGGAUUUGUUCGGGAGAUGUUCACAGAUGCUGACAACUUUGGAAUAACAUUUCCAAUGGACUUGGACGUAAAGAUAAAAGCACUUUUGAUGGCAGCUUGUUUCCUUAUCGUAAGACUUCAUGUACUUUGAAAGCCAACAAAACAAUAACUGAUGAUGAAGGAAAUCAACCGAAUGUGUGUUAUGAUUAAUGAUAUUAUGUUAUGAWUGCCAAUAAUAAGCAACGUUCAAGUCUAUUCAAGUAUAAAAGUAUAAAAGUAUAUAUACUAACAGGGGCGUAUCCAGGAUUUGUAAUAGCGCAGCGCACUGAUUCUAAAAAUAGCUUAAAGAUUCGGACAAACAUUGCAUUCUGUUUAACCGCUACGAGGAUUAUACGAACCGAUUUUAUUAUUUUUACUUAAARUURCAAUAAUAACCCAUGYAAACUAA
This is a messenger RNA of Actinia tenebrosa (Australian red waratah sea anemone), 1134 nucleotides long. Its product is annotated as phospholipid scramblase 1. Lineage: Eukaryota; Metazoa; Cnidaria; Anthozoa; Actiniaria; Actiniidae. Gene Ontology annotation, molecular function: phospholipid scramblase activity. Gene Ontology annotation, biological process: plasma membrane phospholipid scrambling. Gene Ontology annotation, cellular component: plasma membrane. The record is from RefSeq and is a predicted model, not a curated record.